AUGGUCCGCGUCGUGAUCGUGGGACAGGACCCCUACCACGGCUUUGGACAAGCCAAUGGGCUGGCAUUUUCAGUUCCUAGCAGGAUAGGGAUUCCGCCAAGCCUUGCCAACAUGCUUAAGGAGGCCGGAGCAUGGCCUGCUUUUCAUGGUGACCUUACAAGCUGGGCACAGCAAGGAGUUCUCUUGCUCAACACGGUGCUCACGGUAGCAGAAGGACAGCCGAUGUCCCACAAGAGCUUGGGAUGGGAACGCCUGACUGAUGCUGCUAUUCGAGCUGUGAAUCGAGAGCGUGAAGAUGUGAUCUUCCUUCUUUGGGGCAAGGAGGCACAGGCCAAAGCCAGACUUGUUGAUGAGGGACGCCAUGUGGUUCUGACAGCAGGCCAUCCAUCUCCUUUGUCCUAUGAGCGAUAUUUCAAAGGUUGUGGUCAUUUUCACAAGGUGAACGAGCUCUUGUCAUCCAGGGGAGAGCCGCAAAUCACAUGGAACUUGCCAGCUGAAGCAAGUGCAGCGAGUGGCCUUCCGGCCUGA
Messenger RNA from Durusdinium trenchii, 528 nucleotides. The record is from the annotation of a GenBank genome assembly. NCBI's taxonomy places the organism in Eukaryota, Dinophyceae, Suessiales, Symbiodiniaceae.